AUCCCCAACGCAAUGGAGUUGUAACUGCUAACUCAACGUCCGGCUUUGUCUCAAAGCCAACCACAUGCCCAUUAACUUAUUUCUGAACAUAUCUUUUAUACCAAUACCUGCGUCUGUCUCCUGAAUUUCCUUGGAGACGUUCUGAUUAACCCUCAGCAAAGAUGGCGCCCAAGGCGAUGAUUCCCGUCCUGGUCACCAUGAUGCUGGUUACUGGGGUGUGCAAUACACUUCUUACAAAAUAUCAGGACAUGCAGUGUGUGCGAAACUGUGAUGAUCCGGAUCCCAAAAACCGGGUUGUUUUUGAGCAACCUGUGCUUCAGACAUUACAGAUGUUUAUCGGGGAAAUGGGCUGCUGGCUUGUUUUGUUUGGCAUCAAUAUGUGGAAUCGUCAUGUUAGGCCGCGUUGGGGAGGUUCCUCAGCACCUUUGAUUGCGGGAGGAUACGAGCCGGUUGGCGAUGGGUCGGGCGACCUGCCUCCAUAUGAUGAUGAUGCCGAAGAAGAUAUAUCAGCUCACGACGAUGUUGCGAAGUCGAAUGAUCAUGAUGAUUCCCGAACCAAGCUGCGAGGCAUGAAAAUCUUCCUGCUCGCUGCCCCUGCAUGCUGUGACAUAUCCGGUACAACUCUUAUGAACGUUGGCUUGCUCUUUGUAGUGGCAAGCAUUUAUCAGAUGACACGUGGAGCGCUCGUUCUAUUUGUCGGUCUGUUCAGCGUAUUGUUUCUUCGACGAAGACUAUAUAUGUAUCAGUGGAUGGCUCUGGUUUGCGUUGUCUUUGGUGUCGGCCUCGUGGGUCUCGCUGGUGCAAUUUUUAGAGAUCACCAUGAACCUAUGGAAGCCUCCCCCAAGGAUCUCGUCCAGCUUAUGUCCCGAGCCGCCCAAGAGCUUCAUGCAACCGCCAAAUCUCCUGAAGCUGUAAAGGUAAUCGUUGGCGUGCUCUUAAUUGCCGGAGCUCAGAUUUUCACUGCCACUCAGUUUGUUUUAGAAGAAUGGAUUCUUGAAAGAUAUGCCAUGAAUCCAUUAAAGGUUGUCGGUUGGGAGGGCAUUUUUGGUGCCGUGGUGACUACAGUUGGCAUGGGUGUCUUACAUCUCGCCAUUGGCCGAACAGAGCACGGCAGAUAUGGGUAUUUCGAUGCUGCUGAAGGGUGGAGAAAUAUGACAAAUAACAAAACAGUCGCUUUUUCUAGCCUUUUGAUCAUGAUCAGCAUUGGUGGUUUCAAUUAUUUUGGUCUAAGUGUUACCCGGUCUGUCUCGGCAACUUCGCGCAGUACAAUUGACACGUCCCGUACACUAUUCAUCUGGCUUGUGUCACUUGGACUUGGAUGGGAAUCUUUCAAAUGGCUACAAGUUGUGGGGUUUGCGAUGCUGGUAUAUGGCACCUUCUUGUUCAACGACAUUGUCCGUCCACCAUUGAAGGCUUGUCUUCCUAAGAGAUCGCCUGGGGAAGCCCACGAGAGCCUGCUUCCCGAGGAGCCAAUCGAGCACAUAUAAAUUAUACCCAAGGGGGAAACCGGAGUAUCAUUGUACUUUUUCUUCGAUCUUUGUUUUUCAGCGUCUAGAUAUAUACGCGAGAAGCGAUCUCCUAAGCACUCUCCGUGACGGCCGAAUGGGUAAUUCCCUCGGCUCAAUGGAACCUGAUAUACAAGUAUAGUUUUCGGUGAUUCGUUCCACUUUUUUUAUGACUUGAUUUUCAUAGGAUAAUAGCGAUUCUAUGAGGUUCGGGACUCGCAUUUUGGUGACGUCCUGGGAGUUGGCGAUUGUCAGCAUACAUAUUUCUAUGUUCAGAUUAGGACUCAAAGGCGUUGGGCGGUGGCACUCUUCAAAUACAUGUAGCUAGAAGCCGUCUUGGUUUCUCGAU
This is a messenger RNA of Coccidioides immitis RS, 1854 nucleotides long. RefSeq lists its product as uncharacterized. Gene Ontology annotation, cellular component: intracellular membrane-bounded organelle; Golgi membrane. The coding region runs from base 162 to 1487 and encodes 441 amino acids. The record is from RefSeq and is a predicted model, not a curated record. Gene Ontology annotation, molecular function: pyrimidine nucleotide-sugar transmembrane transporter activity. The transcript has 3 exons. Lineage: Eukaryota; Fungi; Ascomycota; Eurotiomycetes; Onygenales; Onygenaceae. Gene Ontology annotation, biological process: pyrimidine nucleotide-sugar transmembrane transport.